This is a messenger RNA of Lactuca saligna, 495 nucleotides long. Lineage: Eukaryota; Viridiplantae; Streptophyta; Magnoliopsida; Asterales; Asteraceae. The record is from the annotation of a GenBank genome assembly.
AUGUCUCUGGUCAAUACAGGAUCCAUCAUAGCUUUGGCUUCGGGAAUUGAAUUGAAUUUUUCAAAGUUUAUCCUGCACGAACUGGUUCUUAAUAUUGAAGGAAACAAGAGACACAAAUUUGUGAUGUACCCAAGAUUUCUUCAGAUCAUUUUCAGCGUUAUGCAUCCUGAGCUGCAAAGAGGAUAUGAGACAUUGGAUCUUAAAUCUAUCAGUCCAAGUGCAUUUGGUUUAAUGAAGCAGAAAAGAGGAGGAAAGUUUGUUUUUGAAGGGAAAUUUCCCUUAAUAAAAUUUGGAAUUUUUGUUGAAGAUAGUGAUCAGUCAGACUCGGAAGAUCAAUCUAUUUCUACAGAGACUGAAGACGUUGUGAUGUCAACUUCUGAGCUGGAAAUUGAAGAGGUUCAUGUUUCUCCUAUAACUGUAGUGGCUGAGGAUCAUGAUCAGCUACAUCAUGUGGAAGUUGAAACACAAUCUAUCCAUGAAGAAGAAUUAAGAUGA